AAAAUGGAAGAGACCAAAAAAAAAAUAAAAAUGUUGGGUGGUUUUCAGAGGGUUUAGGGCCUUUAGGCGAUCGGUGAUUGAUAGAUAGGGAGAAAUCUUAAAUCUGUCGAGCCUUUUCAUCAGAAAGAUCGAAAGCUUUUUCUCCGGAAAUCAUGUGUUAGGAAAUGUGGGGAGAUGAAUUUCGAAUUUAGCUCCGGUCUCUGGGUCUAGCAUUUGAGCAUUGGUUCAUCGGAGAAGUUGCCCGGAGCCUGAAGGUCGUGUCUUGGUUUUUGGAGUUCUAUGCUUCUGGAUAUAUAUCAAGAUGGACUGCGGAUUGCUAGUUCUCUAUGCUUGAAGCAUCUCUUUGCAUUAUGGUCUCUCCAGUAUGGUGUCAAAUAGGAGACUAGAAUAUGGAUUCAGUGGCUAUCAGGUGCCUGCAACACCUCGUGCUCCUCGAUCAGCCAGGCGGAGAUGUUCAAUCCAGAAGAAGGUUGAUGACCGUAAAAUGCAUGCAUUUAAUCUCCUGGCAGCUGUAGCUGGUGAGCUAUUGCUUGAGAAAGCUGUAUGUCCGUCUUCCAGUACCUCUUCAACUCAAAAAGAUCAAUGUCCCAUCAAUGAGGCUGGUCGCGAUAAAGAGUGGCAGGAUAGAUGUAAUCCAUUAGAACUAAAACCCUCUGUUCAUGAAAACCGUGGCAAGAGCUUUGUAGUUUCUGAGCUUUUCUCACCAGAUAAGGAUAAAAAUAAUGGUUCAGAGUUCAAAGGGAAGGAUGAUUCAGUAAGUUCUGCAAUUGAGGUAGGCCUUCAUGAGGACAGCGGAUCUUAUUCUAACCAGGAAGAUGAAGUAAGGGUACAUAACAAGGAAGCACAGCUUAAUAAUGGCAACUUUGCAUGUAGUAGUGAUAUUGACUUGUGCAGUUUAGGAAGUCCGAUAAAAUGUAUUAGGGACAAUAGGAAAGUAUUUAGUAGAGAUGAUGACGACAACUUGCCGGGGUGCACUCAUCCUGGCACCAUGAAGAAGAAGCCCUUCACCUCUGUGCCGCGCAUCGGUGACAGAAGGAUACGGAAAAUACUGGCUUCCAAGUACUGGAAGGCUCCAAAAUUGAAGGUUGAGCACUGCUCUAGAAGUGAUGGAAAUCUGAAGGUUGCUUACUGGAACAGGAAGGGCUGCUAUAGACAUCAAAGAUCUCAGAGGAACUAUCCUUUUAAAAAGAGAUUCUUCAAUAUAAACUGCUCCAAGAAUUCUGACGGAAGAGAUAGAAGUCUGGCACCAGAGAAAGAUUUUAAUGGAGAUGUCUCUGAGGAUGGGCCAUCACCUUUCAAGGAAGGUCAGCAUUCCUUAUAUAGACGGAGGGAUUCUCAUGUGAAGCUCAGGAUCAAGUCUUUAAGAGUCCCAGAGCUGUAUAUUGAGGUUGCCGAAACUGCUACCGUUGGUUCACUGAAGAGGACUGUCAUGGAAGCUCUGAGUGCAAUCCUUAGAGGUGGAGUCCGUGUUGGUGUUCUACUUCGAGGGAAGAAGGUUAGAGAUGACAGCAAGACUCUGCUGCAGAGUGGAAUCUCACAUGAUAAUCGACCGGAUGCUCUGGGCUUCACUCUUGAGCCAAGCUCUUCACUAGCUCCAGCAGAAAGUCCUGCUCCUGGGCUUUCUCCUGCUUCUCUUCCCUGUGAUGCAUCUCAGCCUUAUGCUGGGUAUGCAACAGAUUCAGUUGCUCAUCAGGGACCUUCUUUACCCCUAAUAGAGUGUCAAGGGGCCAACUUGGUCAAGCCUAUCAAAAAUGAUAAUCAUAAUGCAGCCGCUCCGAUUGACAUUCCAAUUGAUGAAUGCUCGGUGGAUUCUAGAGCUUUAGUAGCGGUUCCUACUACGACAAGUAGGGAAGCUUUAGCUGUGGUUCCCGUACAGCAGAAACUUGGAAAGUCUGAGAUUGCCCAGCGCCGUGUUCGCAGGCCAUUCUCUGUUGCUGAAGUUGAAGCCCUUGUUCAAGCCGUUGAGAAGCUUGGCACCGGAAGGUGGCGUGAUGUGAAAAUGCAAGCCUUUGAUGAUGCAAAGCAUCGGACUUAUGUGGACCUGAAGGAUAAGUGGAAAACACUGGUGCACACAGCAAGAAUAUCGCCGCAGCAGAGGAGGGGAGAACCUGUACCUCAGGAGCUCUUGGACCGGGUGUUAGCUGCCCAUGCUUACUGGUCCUACCACCAGUCAGAACCACAACAGCAGCAGCUGUCAGACGCAUAGUGCUUUCCUGAGUCCAUUCUCGACCUGUUUGAUUGUGGAUAGCAGUAGAGAGCUGAUGGCUGUAUUGGGAAAGUUGUCACGUAAUUGACUAUAUUUUUGUUAUGUAUCAUUGCUGUGAUCAUUGUGAAGGAAAAAGGGUGAAAGUAAUUACAGGAGACUCGUCGAUCGCACGUCCUUGCCCAGGGUUAAUUUCCGUGCGGAGAAGUUGGCUCAUUCAAGAGGAGGUUUCUUUAGACAGUCUGACAGUUUUUUUUUUUUUUUGCCCUUUCUUUUCCGGUUGUCUGUGCUUGGGUCAGAUCCUGCUUGGGAGGUUGAUGGAAAGUAUUAGGCCUACCUAGUGGGAACUCUUAGUUUCGAUAUUGUACAUUCUAUGCUAUAAUUAGUUGUAAUCCGUCUGGCAAAUUUGUUUAGGAAUUUUAAUGACACAAGAUUUGCAAGAACUUACUAUACAGUACCCGUCUCUA
Messenger RNA from Punica granatum (pomegranate), 2670 nucleotides. The record is from RefSeq and is a predicted model, not a curated record. Lineage: Eukaryota; Viridiplantae; Streptophyta; Magnoliopsida; Myrtales; Lythraceae.